AUGCUUGAUGGGUCAAGCCCCCAGGCUGGCAAAAUCUGGAAGAAGGCCCAACUCACCUUCUCCUAUGAUGGCAAAUGCAUAACCAAAACAUUCCUUGUAUGUAACACAGGGUCCCAUGCUGCCAUCUUAGGGCUGAAAUGGUUGGAUGCCCACAACCCAGAAAUUGAUUGGAAUUUGCACACCCUCACCUUCCCACAUCCACCACCAGAACACGUGGCUAUUGACAAAGAAGAGGAAGCUGACAAGAACCCCCUUGAAGGAGUACCCUCCAAAUACCAUCCUUAUGCUAAGGUAUUUGGGGAAGAAGAAUUCAAUAAGCUUCCACCUCACAGGCAUUACAAUAUUGGCAUUGAGCUCAUGGAAGAAGGACCCCUUAACUCUCCCCUCUAUAGCAUGACCAAUGCCAAAUCCGCCACACUCAAGGAUUGGCUCAGGGAUGAACUUAAAGCCAGGAAGAUCUGUCCCAGUAAAUCAUCUAUCAGUUCCCCUGUCAUGUUUGUACCCAAAAAGGAUGGAUCCAACCAAUUGACCAAGAAAAAUGUGUGCCCCUUACCUUGCCCAGAUGACCUAAUGGCCCAGCUCUGUGGCACCAAGGAGGGUGACAAAUGGAAAACAGCCUUCCGUACCAAGUAUGGGUUGUACAAAUCCCUGGUCAUGACCUUUGGACUUACAAACACCCCCACUGCAUUCCAACACUUCAUGAACAAACUGUUCAAGGACUUGCUUGACAUCUGUGUCAUUAUCUACCUUGAUGACAUCUUGAUCUACUCCAAAACUGACAUCAACCAUACCAAGCAUGUCCAUGAAGUACUAUGCCAACUGAUGGAAAAUUGGCUAUUCUGUAAGGCAUCAAAAUGUACAUUCCAUGUCACAUCUGUGGAAUACCUAGGGAUCAUUGUGUUGGAUAAAGGGUUCAGUCUGGACAAGCUCAAAAUCCAGGUGGUCCAAGAAUGGCCAAUCCCUACCAAGGUCAAAGAGGUUCAAUCAUUCUUAGGGUUUGCCAACUUUCUACAUUGGUUUGUUGCCAACUUCAGCCACAUGGCCAGACCAUUACACAACCUGGUCAAGAAGGACACACCAUGGGUAUGGGGAACCAAGGAACAGGAGUUGUUCCAAGGGCUCAAGGAUGCAAUUACCAAUGCCCCAGUACUAUGCCACGUGGAUCCUACCAAACCAUAUUUCCUGGAAACAGAUGCAUCCAGUGCAGCUCUAGAUUCCAUUCUCAGCCAACAUCAGGAAGAUGGUUGCCUACAUCCGCUAGGGUUCUUAUUGGAAUCAUUUAAGGGAGCUGAACAAAACUACAAUACCCAUGAUAAAGAACUCUUGGCAAUUAUCUGCUCCUUUGAGCACUGGCGCAUCUUCCUAGAAGGAACAGCACACCCCAUCACUGUCUUCACCAACCACUGGAACUUGGAAUACUGGAAGGAAUCCCAAAUGUUCAACUGCCACCAUGCCAGAUGGCAUCUAUUGCUAGCUGGGUAUAACUUCCAAAUUGUCUAUUGCCCAGGGAAGCAAUCAGGGAGACCCUAUGCACUCUCAUGCUGCUCUGAUCACGCCAACAUUCCUCCUGCUCAUCAGACCAUGCUCCCAGAACCUGUCUUUGCCAAUGUUGCCCUAGUAAUCCUGGAGAAGGAGUUACAAUGCCAGAUUGAAGCAUCCCUAGAUCAGGACAAAUCCUUAGAAGCAAUCCUCCAGUUCCUCCAAAACAAAUCAAAGGCACCUCCAUCAAUCAAACAGGCCUUCAAAGAUUACAAAAUGGAAGCUGGGUUGCUGUUCUACCAAGGUUGCAUAGUGGUCCCUGAUGUAGGAACCUUGAGAACAGACUUACUGCGGAUCUUUCAUGACAGCCCCUUAGCUGGUCACCCUGGGAGGCAACAAAUGUUAGAACUGGUCUCCAGAAAUUAUUACUGGCCUGGCAUCUGCACUGACACAUACUGGCAUGUUGAUUCCUGCAAGACCUGCCAAAGAAUCUGGAAACCAAAGUACACAUCCAUCCCCCCACAACCACUAGAACUCCCAUCACAACCUUGGCAACAUGUGUCAGAUGACAUGAUUGUAGAUCUACCCAAGGAUGGAAACAACAACUCAAUCCUGGUCAUCAUUGACAGCUUCACCAAGUACGGAAUAUUUGUCAAAUGCUCCAAGAAACUCAAAGCACCCAAGUUAGUGGAACUAUUCCUGGAACACAUGUGGAAGCACCAUGGCAUACCAGAAAAGACCAUAUCCAAUAGGGGGAGAGUUUUCAAUAACAAAUUCCUGCAAGCCCUGUACAAACAAUUGGGUAUUGAUCCACACUUCUCCUUGGCAUACCACCCCCAGAGCAAUAGACAAACAGAACAGGUCAAUUCUUCCAUCAAACACUUCCUCAGGGCCUACUCAGGGGUCAACCAGCAGGAUUGGACAAAGUGGCUGCCAAUGGCCAAAUUUGCAUACAACAACACUGUCCAUAGUAGCACAGGGAAAACACCAUUCAAGGCUCUGUACAGUUGGGAACCUACCCUAACACCAUCCAAUGUACCCACAGAUGUACCAGAAGCCAAUGACCUUGCCCAAACAAUGGAAACACAAUGGAAGGAAGUGGAAUCAGCUCUUUGGCAAUCUAAAUCACGGACAACUGCCAGAGAAGAAGGGAAACCACUGGAAUUUGAGAUUGGAGAAGAAGCUUGGCUUGAUGCCAAGAAUGUCAAUCUCAAGACACUAAGUCCCAAGCUAACAGAACAAUGCCUGGGACCAUUCAGGGUUACUGAGAAAAUCUCCAACUGUGCCUACUGGCUCAAAUUACCACCUACCAUGCGUAUUCACAAUGUGUUCUACAUUGGGUUACUAUCAAAGGUCAAAAGGGAUGACAAAUGCACCUUUGAUAACUGCCCCCCACCAGUCACUGUGGACAGAGAAGAGGAAUAUGAGGUUGAAGGAAUGACAGAUAUGGAAGAAAGGAAUGGCAAGUGGAUUUCAGGGUCAAAUGGGAAGGCUAUGGAAGCAAAGAAAAUAUGUGGGAGCCCCAAACAAACCUCAAAAAUGCGGAAAAACCUUUAA
Molecule: messenger RNA, 3036 nt
Organism: Rhizoctonia solani
Lineage: Eukaryota; Fungi; Basidiomycota; Agaricomycetes; Cantharellales; Ceratobasidiaceae
Product: Retrotransposable element Tf2 protein
Exons: 3
Coding region: 1-3036 (1011 amino acids)
Biological process (GO): DNA integration
Molecular function (GO): nucleic acid binding
Source: RefSeq, a predicted model, not a curated record